AUGCUAAUAAUUAAAGUGAAAAAGAAGGGUCUAAUUAUAACAAUUCUAGAAUCUUUGAAAAACAGCGGAUUCUUCAACAAAACCAACUUCCAAUCACUAUUUAACUAGGAGAUUAGCAGAAAAACCAAAUAAUAAAACGAUCUUAUUCUAAUAAACAAUUUGUUAAAUAAACUUCAAGUUAUUCUGAGGAAGAGUAAGAUUCAAGCUAUAAUUAUGAUAAUAGCUAAAACUAAUAAAAUAAUAAAUUAGAAAGCAAUAAAAAAGCAUCUACGAGCAAUCAUAUAACAUCUCACUCGAAAAUAAAUUCUUUCUAGAAAAGCUAAAAACUUCUGA
Messenger RNA from Tetrahymena thermophila SB210, 333 nucleotides. RefSeq lists its product as hypothetical. NCBI's taxonomy places the organism in Eukaryota, Ciliophora, Oligohymenophorea, Hymenostomatida, Tetrahymenidae. The transcript has a single exon. The record is from RefSeq and is a predicted model, not a curated record.